This is a messenger RNA of Monoraphidium neglectum, 270 nucleotides long. RefSeq lists its product as hypothetical. The transcript has a single exon. The record is from RefSeq and is a predicted model, not a curated record. Gene Ontology annotation, molecular function: protein binding. NCBI's taxonomy places the organism in Eukaryota, Viridiplantae, Chlorophyta, Chlorophyceae, Sphaeropleales, Selenastraceae. The annotation marks the transcript as partial.
AUGGCUGCCAAGGUGGCCAAGCCAGUGCCCACAUCAGCAAAGCAGGCCGUGGAGGAGGGCCUGGAGGCGUUCAAUGAGAGGAAGGACUAUGCAGAGGCCCUUCGACUCUUUAACGCCGCAAUGGGGCUCAAGCCCACGAACGAGGAGGCAAGCGCGGCCCUGUACAACGCUGGGUGCGCCCACGCCAAGCAGAAGGAGUGGCAGAAAGCGUCGGACGCGAUCCUCAGAGCCGUGAACGACUACAACCUGAAGCUAUCCGUAGCAUUGCAG